ACCACUUCACCUGCAUCGUGAAGGUACUUUUUACCCUGUUGUAUACUCAAGCUCUUGUGGCACUUUCAGUUAAAUGCAGUGAGGAAGACAGGUCAGCCUGGAAACAUGUGGGAGCUCUCAAAAAGAAUGCAUGUGAUGCAGAAAAGUCUUAUGAAAUAUUAUUAAGCUUUGUGAUAAGUGAACUAUCUAAAGGAAAGUUGUACCAUGAAGAAGGAACUCAGGAUUGUGCAAUGGUUAGCCCUAUUGCUUGGUCUCCUGAAUCCAUGGAAAAAUACUUACAGGACUUCUGCUUACCUUUCCUCAGAAUCACAAGCCUUCUUCAGCACCACCUUUUUGGGGAAGAUUUACCUAGCUGCCAGGAAGAAGAAGAGUUUUCCGUUCUUGCCAGCUGCCUGGGACUGCUGCCAGCAUUUUACCAAACAGAGCAUCCGUUCAUCAGUGCCUCCUGCCUGGAUUGGCCAGUUCCAGCGUUUGAUAUUAUAACUCAGUGGUGUUUUGAGAUAAAGUCAUUUACUGAAAGACAUGCAGAACAAGGAAAGGCCUUGCUUGUCCAAGAGUCAAGAUGGAAAUUACCACACUUACUACAGUUGCCUGAGAAUUAUAACACCAUUUUUCAGUACUACCACAGAAAAACCUGUAGUGUCUGCACCAAGGUUCCUAAAGAUCCUGCUGUUUGCCUUGUUUGUGGUACUUUUGUAUGUCUGAAAGGACUUUGCUGCAAGCAACAAAGUUACUGUGAAUGUGUAUUGCAUUCUCAGAACUGUGGUGCUGGAACAGGGAUUUUCCUUUUGAUCAAUGCAUCGGUGAUUAUCAUCAUUCGAGGCCACCGCUUCUGCCUCUGGGGUUCCGUGUAUUUGGAUGCUCACGGAGAGGAAGAUCGGGAUCUUAGGCGGGGCAAACCUCUCUACAUUUGUAAGGAAAGAUACAAAGUUCUUGAGCAACAGUGGAUUUCUCAUACUUUUGAUCACAUCAAUAAAAGAUGGGGUCCGCAUUACAAUGGGCUGUGACUCGCCACCUCAGCAUUGUAUAAUAUUAUCAUUUUCAUUAAGAAUUUAUUUUAUCAACAAUAAGCUUUAACUUAAUUUGGGGGUUAAUGCUUUUGCUGAGGAAAAACAAGAAAACAUACAUUAUGAAGAAGCCUUUCCAAAAUUAGGUGCUUGGUAAUUGCAUUAAUGGUAUAAUAAAUUUUUUUAAAAAACGUAUCUGAAGAACACAACAAAUGACAAAUUAUUAUUUAGCAGUCAUUUUUUUAAGUGCACAAUUAAUAAGAAGCACAACGUAUUCACAAAAUCAUUCAGAAAUGAUUCUCCCAACAAUGCAUAUCAUUGAUACUAGAGUGGGUAUGAUUUAUUUGAAAUUAUUUGGCUUCUGUGUGUGUUUUAAUUUGCAUCUGCUAAACAUAAUGCAUCUAUUUCUUCUGCCAUUCUUGUGUUGAUUUGAGAUUAUGCUGUGUAUAAUUAGAAAAAAAUGUAAAACAUGAUUUAUGUGAAAUAUUGUAUAGUAAAAGUUGGUCUAAUAGUAGAACUUAAAAAUUUUUCUUAUUGUGAGGAAUCUGUUAAAAGUUUAAAGCCUUGCUGAAAACUUAAUUCAUUCUCAGGAAUUUCAUAAAUAUGCUCCCCAGGUAAAUAGUUGAAAUAGCUGUAAAAUAAGUAAAUAGCUGCUAUUAAUAUAAUACAGUACAUUUUGGGGGGCAUAUGUGUGGUUGAGGGGUCCUUAAAAAUCAAAGUUUGCCAUUUCAGUUGGAGAAAUUACUAGAAGUAGUAGCAAAUAGAUUUUACUAUGUAAUCAAAAGGUUUAAGAACAUAUGCAUGGCAGAUUUUGAUUCUGUGCAUGCCCACCUUUUAUUACCAACCACGUUUUUGUUUAUAUGAUUGGAUUCGAAAUGCUCAGACUUCCCCACAAAUGAACCAUAAGUUUUGGAACUUUCUUACCAACUCAAAAGGUUCAACUGUAUUGUAUUUGUGCAGUGUAAUCACUGCUCUUUCUGCUUGGUUUUCUAAAAGAAAAGAAAGCCUCAGUGGUGAUGACUCUUGUGAAUGAGCAGUGCAUUUGCAUUCUUCUUAGAAACUGCUAUGAAAAGCAAUUUUUGUUUGUAGGGUUUUUAAUAAAAAUGGGAAUGAUUGAGCUAAACCCCACUCUAUAAGUAGGGAAGGAAGAUUACAGAAAAUCAUUUUAUAUAUUACUACCAAGAUUUUUUCCCCAAAUGAUUCAGUAAUUUGAUGAUUAUUUCAUAUAUAGAGCUAUCAAGCAACACCUGGUACUUUGGACUUCCAUGGCUUAUUACCAAAAUUACAUUUUUACAUGUAACAAUAAGCUAAAAACCAUCUAAUGAUGAAAUAGAAAAAUAAUGUCAGAUCCGUGUUCUAAAAGUUUUUUGAAUAUAUGACAUUACAGAUUAUGAAAGUGGACAUUAAAUGAUGGUCUUGCAUUAAAAUAGGGAAAGCAGAACAGUACAUAUUCUAAUGUGUUCAAAAAGUAAAUAAAAAUUACCUAUAGUUCUACAAUAAAAUACAUGGAAAUAGCUUGCUAUUUUUAUAUACAUUUCCAAAAUAUUAAGAUAACUUUCUGUAAGACUAAAAUGGUUCUGUUUGACUAAAUAGUUGUUCUUUCCAAUACAUUGCUACUUUUUAAAAUACUGUAUCAUAAGUUUGGCCUAUCAUGUUUUUUGCAUUGGUCAUUAUGAAUACCAGACCAUUUGUAAGUGUGGUUGAAGAGCAAAAUUUUAAUUUACAUCUCUAGAAAAUAUUGUUACAGGAUUCAUGAACUUGAAUAAUUCUACAGUUUGAAACUCUGAUGAUAUAUAUACAUGGUAUAAUGUAUUCAGACUUUGAUUACUACAUAUUUAAAGUGGAAUGUUUUAUGGUUGUGCAUAUGGAUGUGAAGUGAAAAUAUUAGCCUUAACUUUAAAAUUUGGGUAUUUGAUAGUGUUUAUUUUGGUAUUGGUGAAUUAGUCACCAGUAAAUUUUAAAAAAGCACUUGGUUGAAAAUUGUACUUGAAUACAUACAUGCAUGCUGCUAAACUAGAACUUUAAUUUUUUCCCCAUAACUUUUUAAAGUCCCAUUUAUAAACCCACUUUUAAAAAAACAGGUCCAAGUUAGAGUGAUGUGUGUAUAUUAUUCAAAAAAAAAUGUACUGGUGUGAUAUCUUGUAUGAAUGAUCCUUUAUAUACAGUACAUUACUGUAGAAGCUAAAUCAAUCUUUAUAAUUAAGCAGAAAUUACAAAACCAGGAAUAAUCAACAUUGUAAGAUAUGUUAAUAAAAACCUACUGUCAUUUGGUUUGUGAAAGGUCCUUAAAA
Galeopterus variegatus (Sunda flying lemur) is the source of this 3298-nucleotide messenger RNA. Its product is annotated as E3 ubiquitin-protein ligase UBR3-like. The record is from RefSeq and is a predicted model, not a curated record. The transcript is spliced from 7 exons. Gene Ontology annotation, cellular component: cytoplasm; ubiquitin ligase complex. The annotation marks the transcript as partial. Lineage: Eukaryota; Metazoa; Chordata; Mammalia; Dermoptera; Cynocephalidae. Gene Ontology annotation, biological process: protein ubiquitination; ubiquitin-dependent protein catabolic process via the N-end rule pathway. Gene Ontology annotation, molecular function: ubiquitin protein ligase activity.